Messenger RNA from Sinocyclocheilus anshuiensis, 779 nucleotides. Its product is annotated as paxillin-like. The record is from RefSeq and is a predicted model, not a curated record. The coding region runs from base 33 to 779 and encodes 248 amino acids. The transcript is spliced from 6 exons. Lineage: Eukaryota; Metazoa; Chordata; Actinopteri; Cypriniformes; Cyprinidae. Gene Ontology annotation, biological process: substrate adhesion-dependent cell spreading; endothelial cell migration; transforming growth factor beta receptor signaling pathway.
CACCUGCCCCUGUGGCCCCGCCCAAAGUGCUGAUGUCAGUUGGCUGCCAGACGGAGUAUGACCCACUCUUCCCUCCGCUGCAGAUUAUGGCCCAGGGGAAGGGUCCACAACCACAGGUUAAUAAACUGGACAACAUGCUGGGCAGUCUUCAGUCUGACCUCCACAAGCUGGGAGUGCAGACGGUUGCCAAGGGAGUGUGUGGCGCCUGCUGCAAACCCAUUGUUGGCCAGGUGGUAACUGCCAUGGGGCGCACAUGGCAUCCAGAGCAUUUUGUGUGCACACACUGCCAGGAGGAGAUUGGUUCCAGAAACUUCUUUGAGAGGGAAGGACAGCCAUACUGUGAGAGAGAUUACCACCAUUUAUUCUCUCCGCGCUGCUAUUACUGUAACGGACCCAUACUGGAUAAAGUGGUGACGGCGUUAGACAAGACGUGGCAUCCUGAGCACUUUUUCUGUGCCCAGUGUGGGGCGUUCUUUGGUCCUGAAGGAUUUCAUGAGAAGGAUGGAAAGGCGUACUGUCGUAAAGACUACUUCGACCUGUUUGCUCCUAAAUGUGGCGGUUGUGCUCGUGCCAUCCUGGAGAAUUACAUCUCUGCCCUGAGCGCCCUCUGGCAUCCAGAGUGUUUUGUGUGCAGGGAGUGCUUCACACCCUUCGUCAACGGCAGUUUCUUCGAGCACGACGGUCAGCCGUACUGUGAGGUUCAUUAUCACUCCCGCCGCGGGUCGCUGUGUUCUGUGUUGUUCAGGUUAAUGUGUCUGACUCUCGACAUCCCCACAUGA